UAAAGCAAUUGUAGACAAUUGGGAGAGACAUGAAACUAACUUUUGCUUUGAGACGACGAAACGAAGUGAGAAAUAGAAAACCCUAAAAAUUGCUUAUAGACGAUAAACUCUGAAAAUCUCAAUUUGUUCACGAUGAUCGUACCAGUCCGUUGUUUUACUUGUGGAAAGGUGAUUGGGAACAAAUGGGAUACAUACCUUGAACUUCUCCAGGCUGAUUACGCUGAAGGGGAUGCUCUUGAUGCGCUUGGGUUAGUCCGUUACUGCUGUAGACGUAUGCUUAUGACUCAUGUCGAUCUAAUCGAAAAGCUUCUAAACUACAACACUAUGGAGAAAUCUGACCCCAAUUAAAGAAAGAUGCUAUGAUGACGAAUAACAAAUCGUCAAGAGCAAAAGUGAAGGAGUGAUGCAUCUCAUUCAUGUGGAAGUCUUAUCUUGCCUUUCUCUCUGAGGUUAAUAACUAACAAUGAUGUUUCAAAAGUUUUGUUGAGUUUAGAAACUAGAAAUUUUGAUGUUAUCAAUGUUUUCUCAUGUACUUGGUCUUGUAGAUUCUUCAUCUAUUGAUCUGCUAUUGGUAAUCUA
Arabidopsis lyrata subsp. lyrata is the source of this 579-nucleotide messenger RNA. Its product is annotated as DNA-directed RNA polymerase subunit 10-like protein. Gene Ontology annotation, molecular function: zinc ion binding; DNA-directed RNA polymerase activity; DNA binding. The coding region runs from base 133 to 348 and encodes 71 amino acids. Gene Ontology annotation, cellular component: RNA polymerase I complex; RNA polymerase III complex; RNA polymerase II, core complex. The transcript has 4 exons. Lineage: Eukaryota; Viridiplantae; Streptophyta; Magnoliopsida; Brassicales; Brassicaceae. The record is from RefSeq and is a predicted model, not a curated record. Gene Ontology annotation, biological process: transcription by RNA polymerase I; tRNA transcription by RNA polymerase III; transcription by RNA polymerase II.